Messenger RNA from Xenia sp. Carnegie-2017, 6738 nucleotides. RefSeq names its product ATP-dependent RNA helicase DEAH12, chloroplastic-like. The record is from RefSeq and is a predicted model, not a curated record. Gene Ontology annotation, biological process: spliceosomal complex disassembly. The coding region runs from base 69 to 6071 and encodes 2000 amino acids. Lineage: Eukaryota; Metazoa; Cnidaria; Anthozoa; Malacalcyonacea; Xeniidae. The transcript has 7 exons. Gene Ontology annotation, molecular function: RNA binding; zinc ion binding; ATP binding. Gene Ontology annotation, cellular component: intracellular anatomical structure; catalytic step 2 spliceosome.
AGAAGACAACUAUUUCAUUACCAGUCAGGGCAAAUAAGCAACGCCUUUUAGAAAAACAAUGUAAAGCAAUGGGGAAUAGCAAAAGUUCAUCAGCAAAGGAUAAGCCAGCCCCGAGAGAACAACGUCGUCCAUCUGUUGUAUGCAAAGACUCACCGCGGCGCUCAGAUGCUGUAGUCUUACACAAAGGAACGGAUGAACUUGAGUGGGGUCAACAAACAGAAUAUUGGUUUUUGUUGAAUAAGGAAUCGUUUGUAGCAGCGAAUGUUGUUCUUAAAUUUAUUUCAAGUUCAAUUGAUGAAGGAAACUCGCAUAUUGUAGGCCUUGCAUAUUUAGAUAAGGAUGUCAAACAGGGAUAUUUACAAAUCAUGGUUUACUGCAAAAAUUAUAAUAGUAAGAUACUUGCAUGGAACCGUUUGUUAGAUGAAAAACUAAGAUCUUACGGUUUGUAUAAGGUGUCACUUUGUAUGUUCGAUGUGAAUGAAUCAAAUUCAAGUCAAAAAAAUGAACAUCUUCCGCGCAAAAAUGUUUGCAGUCAUCAUUCAACUGUUGAAACUUGGCAAAGGAAGUAUCUCACAGAGAGAAAAUUGAAAACUGUUUCCUUUGAUAGUCCUGUUCCCUCCAAUAAUGAUAAAUUUUUGCCUGUGUCUAUAGAUGACACAAGUCAGUCAAGUUAUCACACUUUUAAUGAUGGUGGAUUCAGUUCCAAAUUUAAUGAAUCUUAUCUAGGGUUUAAAGGUGACUUGGGUCUGUCACAUGAUCACACUUUUAAUGAUGGUGGCUUCAGUUCCAAUUUUAAUGAAUCUUUUCUAGAGUCUAAAGGUGACUUGGGUCUGUCACAUGACCACACUGUCGAUGAUGGUGGCUUCAGAUCCAAUUUUGAUAAAUCCUUGCUAGUGUCUGAAAAUAACAUGGCUCAGUCAAGUUACCACACAACCAAUGACUUCGAUGUCAGCACCAACACUAAUGAAUUAUCAACACAAGACAUUCAAAGAAUCCAUGAAAAUGAAAAGCCACAAGCUAAAUAUUCAGUUGUCAAAGAGAGUGAAAUUUUCUGCACUGACUUUCCACAAUACACAGGCAACGUGGAAAAUUUGUCAAGGGAUAUGCAAUCUUUUGGUGAACAAGUUGAUAAAGAGGAAGACAAUAGAAGUACAGAUACUACAACUACACAACAAAAUGAAAGUCUUUUUCGACUGUUACCUAGCAAAGACGAACAAAAGGAAGAGCUUGGUGAUAAUCAACAGCAACUUUUGAAUACGCAGCUGGCUUUUCAAGAAUUUUGCCGAAACAUAAGUGAUGUUAACAUUGAACGUGUUGAAAAUAUCCAUACUUUAUGGCUGGGUGGUUUCUCUGUCGACACAAGCAAAGAUGAUGUUCGCAUGUUUAUAUUAAGAAAUUGUAAAAACAUAGAGAUUUUAAAUCUCGUUAAAAUUCACGAUGCUUGGAUGGUGAAGGUGUUUUCACAAAAACAACGCCAGAAUUUGUAUCAAAAUUUGAAGAAAAAUGUUGACAACAAAGAAAUAAAAGCCAAAUAUUCAAAAAACGUUGUAUCACUUUUGAGCAACUUGUAUAUAGUAUUGGAGAACGUAGGCAAAAAUAUCGAAACAAAGCACAUUAUUGAUGUUUUAAAGUUUUGUCGUGGCAUUGUUGAUGUACAAAAAAUCAAAGAUAUUCAUGCACGAGUUUGGUUUGAAUCAUUUGAAACUGUUCAAGAAGCAAUUGCGAAAAAAAAGAAAGUUUGUAUCUGUGGAAAAAAAAUCACCUUAAAGCCUUGUAUAGCCGUCAAAGAAGAAUUAGAGCGGCAAAAUCUGAACGCUAAACUACAAAAUUUCUUGAACAAUUUACAACGACGGUGUGAUGCACUUCUUUUACUGAACGAAAAUAAAAUUAAAGAUCUUGAAAAAAUAUUACAAAAUUCACGACCAAGAAAAAAGAAAAUGUCUUUGGAUGAUUUGGAGCGAUUUAAAAUCAUAAAGACAACCCACAAAGGAAAACUACAAGAAUUGGUCGAACAGGGACAUGAAUUUAAAAAGAAGUAUAUUCAACUUAUGGAAAUAUUUUUUCGUAAAAUACAAGAUUACUGUGAUAUGGGACUCCAACAUGAGAUAGAGAAUAUUUUAGAGUCUCACAAGGUCGUUAUGGAAAGGGAAUUUAAAAAAUUCGAAGCAAGUUUACCAAUCUAUGCUAAACGUUCGAUGAUUUUGGAGGCUGUUGCAUCAACUCAAGUAGUUAUUCUCGUUGGAGAAACAGGUUCUGGAAAGAGCACGCAACUAGCUCAAUAUCUGGCUGAAGAAUAUGGAAAUAAUGGAAAAAUUGUUGUGACUCAACCUCGCAAAAUUGCGGCAGUUAGCUUAGCAAAACGUGUUUCUGAUGAAUUUUGUUGUCGCCUUGGCAGUGAAGUUGGGUACCAUGUUGGUUUGGAUAAGAAAAUGAAUAAAAAAACAAGAAUUAAGUUUGUUACAGAUCGUAUCUUAUUAAAUGAAGUUCUAAAAAAUGGCAAUUUAAUUGAACAAUAUUCUUGUGUUAUUAUUGAUGAAGCUCAUGAAAGAUCCAUUCAUACAGAUUUGCUUGUGGCAAUGCUGAAGCAGUUACUGCCUCGUUGUCCAACUCUUAAACUGAUUGUAACAUCUGCUACUCUAAACACAGCUGUUUUCCAAAACUAUUUUCAUGUUUCUAAGCUGGUGUCAGUUCCAGGUAGAACAUUUCCUGUUGAUAUUUUUUAUGAUAGAGAACGACCCUCUGAUUACGUUGAAGGAGUAUGUGACAAAGUUGUUAAUGUUUGUCAUUCUGGGGAGCAAGGAGAUAUUUUGGUAUUUUUAACUCAACAAAAUGAAAUUGAAAAGACAUGUGACAAGUUGGAACAAAGGCUCAAAAGAGAGCAUUAUGUUAUCCUUCCACUUCAUGGAAAGUUACAAACAGAUGAACAACAAAAGGUGUUUGCGACGACGCCAAGCAAUAAAAGAAAGAUCGUUGUCGCCACAAACAGUGCUGAAACGUCUUUAACAAUUCCAGGUAUUCAAAUUGUUAUCGAUUCUGGAAUGGUAAAAGAACCUUCUUUUGAUCCAACUAAGAAUAUGACAACAUUGGAUAUAAAAUUUGUAAGUCGAAGUUCUGCUAAACAACGAGCUGGGAGAGCUGGUCGAACUGGCCCAGGAAAGUGUUACCGCCUUUAUUCAGAACAUGAUUAUAGUAAUAUGGAAGAAAGUACAAAACCAGAAAUUUUGAAAAUGCACCUUGGAUUGGCUGUACUUCAGUUGUUAAGUUUAGGAGUUUCAGAUGUUGAAAAGUUUGAUUUUGUUGAAAGUCCCCCUCGUUCGUCUCUGAUGAAAUCAUUUGAAAGCUUACAGUUAUUGCGUGCUGUCGAGCAAGACGGAACGUUGAAUUAUUUGGGCAGAGAAAUGCUACAACUUCCUACUGAACCACAACUAUCUAAGGCGUUACUUGAGGGUCUUUCUCGAGGCUGUGGAAGGGACGUAAUCAUUGUUGCUUCAUUGAUGUCGUGUGGACAUGAUGUAUUUUAUAGAGGAACAGUUGAAAAAAGAAACGAAUGCGACAUACAAAAACAGCAAUUUUGUCAAACAAGCGGAGAUCUCUUGAGUGCAGUUGAUGUUUACAAGAAGUGGAUAGAUAUACCUUCUUCAAAACAAAGCAAUUGGUGCAAAGCAAAUGCUAUAAAUUCCAAACUUCUCCGCUCUGUUCGUGAAAGUUACAAAGAGAUAGAAAACGCUUUAAAAACCAUAAAACCUGAUGCUAACCUUGAUGUGACUUCUAGUGAUGUUAAAGAAUCGCUUGUUAAAAGUUUAUUGGCUGGAUUUUUUGAAAACAUUGCAUGGUCACAUGGUCAUGAGAAGCUUGGGUACACUUCUGUGUUGUCACGUGAAAAUGCCAAGUUACAUCCCUCGUCUGUAUUAUCAUGUCUGGGCGAUCAACCAGAUUGGGUGAUGUAUCAGCAACUCAAAAGAACAGGAGAUCAAGUAUAUUUGGAAAACGUCACGCCAUUUGAGUUUGACUGGAUAGCAGAAAACGCAAUUUAUAUGUUACAGUUUAUUGAUGAAGAUGAAAUCUCGAAAUGUCGAGUUGAACGAAAACAAAUUUUGUGUAGUCCAGAACUUGUAAAGGCAGUAAUCGGUUCAAAAGGAUCAACUAUUAAACAUAUUGAAUCAUCCAUAUCAACACGUGCAGCAUCAUUUUCACCAUCUAAUUUGUGUGCCAUAGAAUGUAACGUUGACAAGGGAACUGUUGAUGUUUAUGCAAGUAAACAUUGCCUUGAUGACGCUUGCAAACUUGUUAAUGAUGUCAUUAAGUCGAAACAAAACGAUCUUCAGGGUUAUUCAGAAAUAUCAAUCUGUAAUGGUGGUCUUAAGUCACUUAUGUGCAACGACUUACAGACAAAAUUGAUACUUCAAAAAGGAACGAGUUGCAAGUUUAACGUUUUUUUGGAGAUAUAUGAUCUGACAAAAGAGAUCGAUGACAUAUCAGAUGAAAUGACGGUUCGGAACACUCUAAAAACAUGCUGCGAUGCUAACUUAAUGCGUGCUGUAAUCAAAGUUACAGUUCCAUCUAAACGUUUGAAAGAUGUUGACACGGACGUUGAAAAAGAAAAACUUUUAACGCUGAUGAAGAACUACCCUAAUUCUAAAUUCAAAAAUAUUUGGAUUGCAAAUUGCCAGAAAGUUAUGGCGUCCGUCGAGUUUGAGAACAUGAGCAUUGCUGAAAGUUUUAUUGAUCAUUUCGACGCAACGAUUGGUGUUUUAGGUGUUCGUGCGAUGUACGCAGAAUUUGACAGCAAACGAGAUUUCUUUUGUGAUAUGAAACUUUACAAAAAAAUACAACAAGAUAUAGCAGAUUUACGCAGGAGUUGUUCCAUAAAUGUGGACGUGGAACAAUAUAAGAAUCGAAUGAAAAUCACUGUGUCUAGUUACAACUGUCAACCAACGUUGGUUCAAGCUACUGGUGCAAAAGUUGCUGAGUUAAUCAGACCAGAGGUAAUUGUCAUUGAUGAUCCAGCAAUAUCUAGACGUUUAUCUACUGGUAAUGGUCGAUCGAAACUCGGACAGAUACAGAAGAAAUAUGAUGCUGCUGUUUUCACCUGUAGUUUUGGACGUCGUCUUGAAAUUACUGCUUCAAUUGAAUCGAAGAUCCGUGCCCGUCUUGAAAUCGAGAGAUUAAUUGAAGAAUUUAAAUACGCAAGUAAAGUGGAGAUUUCGUUGCGCAACAGUGAGCAACCCGUAGGUGCCAUAAGGGAAAUAUUGAAGCAUUUCGGUAAGGAUCUCGGAAAACUUGUGGAAGGGGAAGAUUGUGAAGCAUCGCUGGACAUACGAAGACGAAAGCUCGUUCUUAAUGGGAGCAAAGAGUCCGUUCAUAACGUCAACAUGAAACUUGAAGAGCAUUUAAAAACUUUGCCCAACACGUUGAAAAGUUCUACAAACAGAGAAAUAUGUUGUCCAGUAUGUUUAGCUGAUGUUGAAGAUCGUUAUGUUCUAACGUUAUGUGGACAUCCAUAUUGUUCAACUUGUAUCACACAAUAUCUUUCUGAUGCGUUGGAUUCACCAAAAGUUAAAAACAAGUUCCCUCUUCAAUGUCUCAACGAAGAUUGCACAUCUUCCGUGAUUAAAGAAGAUUACGUUGCUAUUUUGAAUACAGAUGAUAUCGCAAAGUUGUAUAAAGUAUCCGUGGAAUGUUUUUUGAUUGCUAACUCCGCCUUCAAACCUUGUCCUACUCCAGAUUGCUCUUGGAUUUACGAAGUUUCAGGUAGUCCUAGUGUUUUCCUAUGUCCAGAAUGCAAUAAUCAAUAUUGCCAGAAAUGCGGUGAUGUUGCUCAUAAGAUGUUUGAUACAUGUGAAGCAUUUAAAGCCAGUAAAGAAAUGCCAACGUCUGAGCAGAAGCUUAAAACUUGGGCGCAGAAUGCAGAUACUCGUCAAUGUCCAAAAUGCUCAAUUUUGAUUGAAAAAAAUGAGGGAUGUUUUCAUGUCGAAUGCACACAAUGUCAUGCACAUAUAUGUUGGAAAUGUGGCAAGUUUUUCGAAAAAAGUGAGGAUUGUUACAAACACAAGAAUUGUCAGCAAUUGUAGAGGAAAAUGAUUGUUGAACAUAGUAAAUUACAAAUUGAUUGAGUUUUUUUUCAUUAUUUAGUUUAAAGUUCGUCUUAGUAGGUUUUAUCGACAGGGCCGGAUUAAGAUUUUCGGAGGCCCUGGGCAGCAAAAAUACGUAGUAAAGUCCUCCUUUCCCUUACUCUAAAGGCCAUAGGUUGCCUAUUUUUCCAACAGCAAAAUUCAAAUACAAAUUUCAUAAAGCAUCUGAUAAAAGCAUAAACUUAGAACAUAGCGUGUAAAUUAUUUGCAUACGAUGAUUGAAUGCUACUUGAGAUAGAGUAGUUAGUGCGAUUUGAUUCUGAUAGUCUUUGAUAAGUUCGUCCAAGUUAAUUUUUCCUAGAAUAUCGUCCUCAACACUCAUCAAAGCAAAAUGUCAGAGUUUACUGUGUUUCAUUGUCAGAGGUAGUCUGUUCUUCAUCAACUGAAAUUGACCUAACGAGUAAACAAAAUAUUUUUCCUUGUUCUGUAAAGCUACAAUGUUUAAUUUUUCCUUAAAUAAGGAAACAAACUUCCCUUGUUUGAGGAGGCCUUAGGCAGCUGCCCAGUCUUGCCUUUUGGUUAAUCUGACCCUGUUUAUUGAGAAGGGUUCUCUCCGUACUUUUACAUCUGUUCAAUGUUUUAUAUAAAAUAAACAUUUAGAAAUGAA